UAACCAGCCAGAUUAGAAGGGUCUAGGAUUCCUUUGUAAGGCACAGCAAGAAAGACAAUCAGAUACAAUAUCAGGGAUCUCCUGGUAAGGCUUCUGGCUACCAUUAGUUCUGAAUACUGAGGUUUUGAUGAGAAAAAUGGCUGUGAGUUUUGAAAUGUCUUUGAGAAUUUCUUGGAUUUGUUGCCUGCUAAUUGGAGGGAUAACCUGUUAUCCUCCACCUAAAGGUAACUAUAGAUAUAUUCCCCCAAAUAAAUUAAAAGGAACCACGACUGGCCCAAAUACUUUAGGUGGAGCAACUGGAUCCCGUACCUCAGCAGCAGAAACAGCCACCCACAAUGCCUCAGCAAGUGCCACGACUGGCCCAACUACUUUAGGUGAAGCAACUGGCCACAGUGCCUCGGCACCGGCCCCCCCCCGUAAUGCCUCGGCAAGUGUGGUAACUGGCCCAAAUACCUUAGGUGAAUCACCUGGCCACAAUGCUUCAUCAGGUUUCACGGCUGGCCCAAAUACCUUGGGUGACGCAUCCGACUCCCGUGCCUCAGCAGAAGCAGCCGCCCACAAUGCCUCAGCAAGCGUCACGGCUGGCCCAAAUACCUUAUGUGAAGCAACCGGCCACUUUGCCUCGGCAGUGGAAGCAACCGGCCACAGUGCCUCAUCAAGUGCGGAAUCUGGUUCAAAUGCCUCGGCAGAAGCGACAGGCGCCCUUGCCUCGGCAGAAGCGACAGGCGCCCUUGCCUCGGCAGAAGCGACAGGCGCCCUUGCCUCGGCAGAAGCGACAGGCGCCCUUGCCUCGGCAGAAGCGACAGGCGCCCUUGCCUCGGCAGAAGCGACAGGCGCCCUUGCCUCGGCAGAAGCGACAGGCGCCCUUGCCUCGGCAGAAGCACAGCCUUGAACAGGAGGGCCAACUCCUCAAGCAACAUGGAUUUUAGCAGCAGUGAUGUUUCUCAGGAUUUUGUGUCUGAUAGUGACAAUGAAGGCACCUAAUGUGUCAGCUCCAGCAGCGUUCAAGGCAGCAUCGUUGAACAGUCAGUUCUCAUCCCAAUAUAGUUACAAAUCGUUUAUGAGAAUGGCAGAACUGUCUACUCCCAAUCCUGCCACACCACUGGGGAGGUUAUACCUUUUUGAUAGCGGAGAAGCAUAUCCCCACCUGCUAAAAACUCACAACCUGUUAAAGGAACCCCACCACAAGGGAACGGCUACUGGGAUGCAAUGUAUAACUUUUACACAUCUGAACUUUGCGUUCUGAUUUUGAAAUCCUUUGUACUAAUCAUCUAUCAACAGAAUUGUAAAUGUAGAUUCAUCCUUUGGAUGACAAUUCUGAGUUGUUGCUGACACUUUCUUUAAGCUUCCACUGUAUGCUUUUGCGACGGCCAGGGAGUUGCUGCUGCUCAUGCUACCCUGCAUUACUUGUAAAACAAUAAAAUAUUGUACCUUUAAAA
Messenger RNA from Salmo salar (Atlantic salmon), 1439 nucleotides. The record is from RefSeq and is a predicted model, not a curated record. Lineage: Eukaryota; Metazoa; Chordata; Actinopteri; Salmoniformes; Salmonidae.